AAGGGAACGGACUCGUCAGUCCGACAGUAUAGUUCAGUACUAUACAGUAGCGGAUGUGGAUGGCAAUAGACGAGAUUGUGAUUUCAAGAAUGCGUGGUAUUGGAUUGAACAUUGGGAUAUAUUAUUUUUACACGAAGGAUUAAUUACCAAGAAAGGAAUACAAUUGCGGUGAGAUCAUCGGGGACUACCUGUUCCGAUGAGUACGCGUGUGGUGUGAGCGUCAUUACCAACACUCUAGUAUAGAGAAAGUAACGGUGGAGAACCAUGAGGUGUGCCUUGUUUAUUGUUGUAGCCUCUGCGCUCUAUUCGUCUGCCUCAAUUCAAUAUCCACCACAAAUAAUAAAACAGCCACCUACAGACGAACUGCUCUUUCAAGUAGCUCAAGCGAAUCUUAAUGAAAAUGACAAACCUUUUGUAAUUGAGUGCGAGGCGGAAGCAAAGCCUCGAGCGCAAUAUCGCUGGAUAAAGAAUGGCAAGAAAUUUGACUGGCCGACGUACGACGAUCGUAUUUCGCAGCAACCAGAACACGGUACUUUAGUGAUCUCUCGUCCCCGAGACGAAGAUCUCGGGCAGUACCAGUGCUUCGCCGAGAAUGAAUGGGGAAUAGCCACCUCGAACUCAGUCUUUGUUAGAAAAGCAGAGCUCAACUCUUUCAAAGACGAAGAUCCAGUGACACUGACAGCGAAUGAAGGAGAGCCUUUCAAGAUGACCUGUCAGCCACCGGACGGCUGGCCCAAGCCCAACGUUUACUGGCUGAUUCAGGAAAUGACUGGCAUAAUAAAAUCCAUCAACAACUCUAGGAUGACUCUAGAUCCCGAGGGAAACCUUUGGUUCUCCAAUGUUACCAGGGACGAUGCAUCUGACGAAUUUUAUUAUGCCUGUGCAGCAACGUCCCUCUACAGAAAGGAAUACAAAGUGGGUAACCGUUUCCUUUUGAACGUCAUUUCCUCAGGAGCAUCAGCUUCACAGAACAAACAUGAGCUUGUACGUCAGUAUCUCUCAAGGAAGAACGAAGUAGCCCUACGAGGUAAAAAAAUCGAACUCUACUGCAUAUUCGGAGGUACGCCCCUCCCUGAAACAAUUUGGAUGAAGAACGGGGUGAGAAUAAAACCGAAUGAUCGAGUAAGACACGGGAAUUAUGGAAAAUCGUUAAUAAUAACACGUACAGAUUUCGGAGAUGAAGGAGCUUACACUUGUGAAGUCUCCAAUGGCGUUGGAAAAGCUGCGACUCACUCGAUGGACCUGAAAGUUAUGGCAAUCCCGUACUUCACUGUUGAACCGGAGUCUCAAACAGCAGCGGAAGACGAAACGGUAGAAUUCAGAUGUGAGGCGAGUGGAAUUCCCGAGCCUGAGAUUAAAUGGAUCCACAAUGGUAAACCAAUCGCUGAGGCUCCUCCGAAUCCUCGAAGAAAGGUCACCGCCAAUAGAAUUAUCAUUGAAAAAUUGACAAAAAAAGAUACUGGAAAUUAUGGUUGUAACGCCACAAACUCUUUGGGUUAUGUUUACAAGGACGUUUACGUAAACGUCCGCGCCCUAGAGCCAAAGAUAACUGAACCUCCGGAGAAUGGAGCGACAGUCGAUGGAGAAACAGUGACAAUGAUCUGCAAAGUUUUUGGAGCUCCAAAACCCGAAGUAAAAUGGAUCAGAAAUGGUCUAGAGCUCACUGGUGGUCGUUACAAGACCUUAGAAACGGGUGAUCUCGAAAUAACGAAUGUUAAUUUUGGUGACGCAGGCACCUAUACAUGUCAUGCAGCCAAUAAAUUCGGUCAAGUUGAAGCAUCAGCCGCCCUCGUUGUAAAAGAGCACACGAAAAUCAUCGAAACCCCCGAGGAUUACGAAGUUGUUGCAGGUGAAACAGCUACCUUCAGAUGUAACGCAGUUGCUGACUCGAGCUUAACACUCCAGAUUGAUUGGCUACGAAAUGAUGAAGUACUGGAUACCGAGACAGAGCCCAGAUUUAUCGUAACGAGUGAUUUCUCGCUAUCGAUCACCAAAACCACUGAAUUAGACUCUGGAAUUUACACUUGUCUCGCUACCACUGAGCUGGAUAAGAGGGAAGCACAAGCAACAUUAAUAGUUCAGGACGUGCCUAAUGCUCCUAUUCUUACAGACACGCAAUGCCUCGAGAAGGAUGCAAAAGUCUCCUGGCAACCAAUGGGAGACAACCGUGCGCCGAUUCUUCGUUAUGCCAUCCAAUACAACACAUCAUUCGCUCCUGAUGCUUGGGAAACUGCCCUCUUUUCGAUUUCAGCAACCGAGCAGAAGUACUCAAUCGCCAUGUCUCCCUGGGCCAAUUAUACUUUCAGAGUCGUUGCUUGGAAUAAGAUAGGACCAUCAAUUCCAUCCUCACAUUCAACAGUUUGCACCACUCAGCCUGAUGUGCCUUACAAGAAUCCUUCUAACGUUAUGGGGAAUGGAACAACUCCACAGAAUCUCGUCAUCAGCUGGACUGUGAUGCCUCAGAUUGAGCAUAACGCACCUAGGUUUAUAUACAGGGUUUAUUACAGGAGGGAUAUUCCUGGACAGGAUUGGACAAGAGAAGAUAUUUAUAAUUGGAGGACGCAUACAUAUGUAGUUGAUAAUCAACCAACAUAUCAACGGUAUCAAAUUAAAGUAACGGCGAUCAAUGAGAUUGGAGAGUCGAGAGUGGUGCCUGAUAUUGUCAUUGGACAUUCUGGAGAGGAUCAACCGACCGCAGCUCCGGGGAAUUUUAAGGUUGAGGAGGUCCUAUCAAGUACCACUGCAGUCCUUACGUGGACUGGGGUUCCUUUAGACAUGGUCAGGGGUGAGUUGAGGGGUUACAAGGUGCAAACGUGGACGGAGAGGGAUGGCGAGGAUGGUAUGAGGGAGAUUACGGUGCCAGGGCCUGACAGCACUAUGGCUGUAAUUAAUAAAUUUGUGCCGUUUAACAAGAAUUAUGUGAGAAUAUUUGCUUUUAAUGGGCGGUUUAAUGGGCCUCCUUCGGAAACAUUGAAUUUUGAAACUUCUGAGGGGGUGCCUGGAACUGUACUGAGUCUUGAUGCCUAUCCGAUGGGAUCUAGUGCGUUUUGGCUGCGGUGGACUAAGCCGGCUGAGCCCAAUGGUAGACUCACUGGCUAUAGGAUUUAUUAUCAGGUGGUUAAUGGAACUGAGUUGGGAGCGCUGCUAGAGCGUCAACCUCAUGUCCUGGAUCCUCAGGCAACUGCAGCCAAAUUAGCGAGUCUGAAACCGGAGACCAAGUAUAGGGUUCACAUCAAGGCUACAACGCAAGCUGGCGAAGGUGUCAACUUCUACAUCGAAGAGACCACGAGAGCCUCCCGAAAACCAGAUGUCCCGGUAUUUAGAUGGGAGAAUAUUCCAAACUACAAUGGUUAUGCCAUUGUGAGAAUCAUUUGGAUGCCAAAUAGACAAGGAUAUCCUGGCAGUCACUUCUUCGUCACAUACAGGCUGUAUCAUCAUCCUCAUCAGCUGCAGACUGAUCCGGAGUUUCAGGGUGAUGAGAUCGAGAUUAGGGGACUGCAGGCUGGAGAGACUUAUGAGAUGAGAGUGGUAGCAGUCGAUGGCAAGUACUUGACAGUGAGUGAACCGCAGAUGGUGUGGACAACCAGUGACGGACCUGUCAUCGAGCCGGCUGAGAAUUUUGCUACUGCCAGCUGGUUCAUCGGCUUGGUGCUGGCAAUACUACUUCUUAUUCUAUUACUGGUUCUCGUCUGUAUGGUGAAACGUAAUCGUGGAGGCAAAUAUGGAGUGCUGGAACGCGACUUGACAGCAGGGAGGAACGAGUACCCCGAUGGGUUCAGUGAAUAUUCACAACCCCUAGACACAAAAUCCGCUGGGGGUCGAACUUCUGCUGCUUCGUCGUCUCACCCUGAUGGAAAGCACCAUGAUUCUGAUGAGGACUCUCUGACCGAAUAUCAGGAGGGUGAUACUACAGAGGGUAUGAACGAAGAUGGGUCAUUCAUUGGUCAGUACGGACGGAAAAAGGCAGAACCGAAUCCUAAGGCCUUUGCUACCGUGGUUUGAGAAAGGCCGUUUCACAGAAGACGGAUCAUUUAUCGGGCAGUAUGGUCCAAGAAAUCAAUCAGAUCCAUCUCCCAGUCCUGGCAUAUCAGCAACGUACGUCUAAUUCAAGAUAAAAAAGAUGUUUGUUUGCGUCUCAGCCUUAACUGAUGCCCAAAGAUUUAAAAAAAUACGAUUUCCUCACAAACAAUGCAACUAUGGAAAAAGUAUAUAUCUUCCACCGUGCGCAAUGUCCAGAAUCAAUCAAAUGAGAAUAUUAUUUAUAUAAAUCUCAUUAUGUUUUUACUUAUUAUACCAACAAAAUUUUUUAUAAAGAUUAGAUUUAAUAUUCAUCUUGAAUUCUCAUGACAUAUCGUUCAUCAACGACUCGAGAAAUAGUUUAUACUAUAGAUAUAAAUAUAAAACAGUCUAUGGACCAUUCUACCAAUUCCUAGACGCAAAUCCGGCUUCAACAUUAUCGAUUUUUUUUUUGUGCUCUUCCGACCAUUCGUGUCUAGAAAACGAGAUUUCCCGAUUAUGGGAGGUCCAUCGCUUCAAUUGACCGGUUUUCACGUGAUUAUCCAUUUUUCUUUCGAAAUUGUUCGCUCAAAUUUAACGUAUUUAAAAGUGUU
Diachasma alloeum is the source of this 4610-nucleotide messenger RNA. RefSeq names its product neuroglian. The transcript has 9 exons. Bases 265 to 4002 code for a protein of 1245 amino acids. Gene Ontology annotation, molecular function: protein binding. Lineage: Eukaryota; Metazoa; Arthropoda; Insecta; Hymenoptera; Braconidae. The record is from RefSeq and is a predicted model, not a curated record. Gene Ontology annotation, biological process: cell-cell adhesion.